GUAGUUUCUGUAACUGUGAACCCAGAGGUCUCAGCAUUUACAUGCACUUUAUGACACUCCUGUGAUUGACACAGAUAAAAAAGAUGGACGACAUCGACGCAAUGUUCAGUCACCUGCUAGGAGAGAUGGAUCAUCUCUCUCAGAGUUUAUCAGAGUCAGCAGAAGCUAUUCCUGCCUCACAGAGACGGAGCACCUUCUCCAUCUCCUUCACAGAUCUAAACGAGUCUCUCAAUGAGCUGGAGGAUCAGGACCUGGAUGCUCUGGUGGCUGACCUCAGAUUACAGUCGACCACCUCAGAGGUUUUCACAGAUCAACAAACCAGCAGCAGAACUGAUAAACAAGCUGCAGAGUCACCCAUGACUCAGCAAUCUGAGCCUGCAGCUGCCCUUCCUGAGCCAUCUAACACUGCUGGAUCCUCCAGAGGGCAGAUGAGUGAACCCCAGACAAAAGCGGACAAAAUAAAACUGGCUCUGGAGAAACUGAAAGAAUCCAGUUUGAUCGUAAAAGUGCUGAUGAGUGACAGCAGCUCAAAGAUGCUGAUGGUGGACGAAAAACAGGCGGUCAGGGAGGUUCUGGACAAGCUGUUUGAGAAGACACACUGCGACUGCGGCGUGGACUGGAGCCUGUGUGAGACCAACCCUGAACUGCAGAUUGAAAGAGGCUUUGAGGACCAUGAGAAUGUGGUGGAGCCACUGUCUGUGUGGACUCAGGAAAGUGGAAACAAAGUCUAUUUUGUGUCCAGGCCUCAGAAGUAUGUUAUGUUCAAGAACCCUGAGUUAUUUUAUAUGUGGAAAAAGAAGACGGCGAGUUUGAGUGGGGUUAACGAGCAAGCCAGACAGCUCUUACUAAAGGAGCAUUUUGGAGGUUCUACUCUGAUUGUUCCUGACCUAGAGGGCACGCUGUUCCUAAAGGAGGACGGGAAAAAAGUUUGGAAACCUCGCUACUUUGUUCUCAGAGCCUCAGGCCUCUACUACGUACCCAAAGGAAAGACGAAGUCUUCCAGUGAUCUCGCCUGCUUUAUCCAUUUUGAAAAAGUCAACAUCUACACAGCUAUCAACUACAAACAGAAGUACAGAGCUCCCACUGACUUCUGCUUCGUACUGAAGCAUCCACGCAUCCAGAAAGAGUCAGACUACAUCAAGUUCCUGUGCUGUGAGGACAAACACAGCCUGCUGCUGUGGGUCAACUCCAUCAGGAUAGCAAAGUAUGGGACUGUCCUGUAUGACAACUAUCAGGCUGCUGUGAGGAGAGCCACCCACAGUCUGCAGACCCUCCACUCUGCUGCACACACAGACAAAUCCAACGGUCAUGUUGAAGAGUACCCACAUGAGCCGCCACCUGACUUCAUCCCUCCUCCUCCUCCUGGACAGACACAAGUUUGAGGUUCAUCUUAGUUUUCCUUUCUGAUUUAAGGACAAAUUUAGCUUUAAUCAUUCUUUUGCACAUGUCAAACCUGCAUCUAAAUAAAAUUUUAGAGAUGCCUACA
Molecule: messenger RNA, 1486 nt
Organism: Cheilinus undulatus (humphead wrasse)
Lineage: Eukaryota; Metazoa; Chordata; Actinopteri; Labriformes; Labridae
Product: amyloid beta A4 precursor protein-binding family B member 1-interacting protein-like
Exons: 13
Coding region: 84-1382 (432 amino acids)
Biological process (GO): signal transduction
Cellular component (GO): cytosol; plasma membrane
Source: RefSeq, a predicted model, not a curated record